GAUUAAUUAGCAUACGCGCACAAAGCGGCAGACUUUCGAUUCGAACUUUCAUCAAUAGUUGAGUCAGCUAGCCGUUCAGUUGACAAGGAUCUCUUCGCUAACUAGAUCGAUCGUUUUCGAAAAAAAUAAUAAAACAAAAUACAUCCUCGUAUUUUCACAUAAAAAAUAAAUAGUUGCACUUGCAGAACUUGAACACAACUUUUCUCGUGACUUAAAGAAAAUCCGCUGAAUGGGCUUGUUAAUGAAAUACAGAGGCGGUAUUUAAAUAAAAGUAGUAGCUAUGCCGGACACUGAGUUUUUGGACACCAAUGAUUUUGAUGAAUUUGACAAAGCUUUUGAUUCACGAGUCGUUAGAUCUAAAUACGCUAGAAAAGAUAACGACAGUGAUUAUAUAUUAAAUAAAAAUCCAUACUACAGUAAAAUAUACGAUAAAAUAUUUAGAAAGUCUAUAGAAAAUCCAGAAGAGUUUUGGGCCGAAGUCGGCGAAGAAGUUGAAUGGAGUAAAUAUUGGGAUAAAGUUCUGGAUAAUUCCAAUGAGCCCUUCACUAAAUGGUACGUUGGUGGAGAAAUAAACGCUUGUCACAAUGCAGUGGAUCGUCAUGUCAAAGCUGGUUACGGAAAAAAGGUCGCUUUGAUUCAUGACAGCCCACUGACAUCAACGAUACGAAAAGUAACAUACGAUGAAUUAUUAGAAAAAACAUCGAGACUUGCCGGUGCACUAGCUAAUAUGGGAGUGCAGAAAGGCGAUCGUGUAUUAAUUUAUAUGCCUCUUGUUCCUGAAACAGUCAUUGCUAUUCUUGCUAGUGCUCGUCUUGGUGCUGUUCAUUCUGUUGUUUUUGGAGGUUUCGCCCCAAAUGAAUUAGCAACACGUAUCGAUCACGCAGAACCAAAAGUUAUCAUUGCCGCUAGCUGUGGACUGGAGCCUACUCGAAUUAUAAAAUAUACAACAAUGGUAGAAGAAGCGAUGGAAUUAAUAUCUGUACGCCGACCGAAGUGUAUUAUCUUCCAGCGUAGAAAUGUGUGGGAAGCGCCUUUACAAAGUUACCAAGAAGACUUUGAUGAGUUGAUUGAGCAAUCUUUACCUCAUCCUUGCGUACCGGUUGAAGCUAAUGAUCCUCUUUAUAUUUUAUACACAUCGGGAACAACUGAUAAACCGAAAGGCAUACAGAGACCCGUAGGUGGCCAUAUAGCGACUCUUUGCUGGACAAUGAAGACAAUUUAUGGGAUGGACAAAAACUCUGUGUGGUGGGUGGCAUCUGAUCUUGGGUGGGUUGUUGGACUUUCAUACAUUUGUUACGCGCCACUUCUCUACGGUAUAACCAGCGUUAUGUUCGAGGGAAAACCUGACCGUACGCCCAAUGCAAGCCAAUACUUUAGAAUUAUUGAACAGCAUGGAGUCAAUGCUCUGUUUACGGUACCAACAGCCUUCCGAGUGCUGCGUCGUGCCGAUCCAGAGACUAUUUUGGGUCGAAAUUACUCCUUAAAAUCAUUGAAAACAAUCUUUGUCGCGGGCGAACAUUGCGAUUACGAGGCCAAGUCUUGGGCUGAAAAUACCUUCAAAGUGCCGAUUCUGAACCAUUGGUGGCAAACCGAAACCGGUCAUGCUAUAACAGCGACUUGUCUUGGUCUAGGUCACAGCUUAAAUCCCCCCAAACACUGUACAGGAAUGCCUUUUCCCGGAUACAAUGUUAAAAUUCUUCGCGAAGACGGAAGUAAAGCAUCGACCCAUGAAUUGGGGAGGAUUGCUGUUAAAUUACCUUUACCGCCUGGAACAAUGUCGACACUGUACAAAGCACCUGAACGCUUUAAAGAUAUUUACUUUUCAAAAUAUCCUGGUUAUUACGAUACGAUGGACGCGGGCUACAUUGAUGAAUAUGGAUAUGUUUACGUUACCGCGCGAGAUGAUGACAUAAUAAAUGUCGCUGGUCACAGAUUAUCGACGUCAGCAUUGGAAGAUGUUGUGUUAAGUCACCCCGACAUUGUUGAUACUGCCGUUGUCGGUGUACCUGAACCUACUAAGGGAGACAUUCCGCUAUGUCUUUACGUCAUGCGAACAGAUACGACUAAGAAUGAAGAACAAAUAAAUCAAGAGUUAAUUAACAAAGUAAGGCAGCUUAUUGGACCGAUCGCAUCUUUCAAAGUUGCUGCUGCAGUCAAAGGGUUACCGCGAACUCGCUCAGGAAAAACGAUCCGAAAAUCAAUCGCCGAUAUGGCGCGUUCAAGAGCUAUUCAUAUACCGAGUACUAUUGAAGAUGCAAGCGUUUUUGUCGACAUCAAGCGAGCUUUGAACAAACUAGGCUACGCUAAAACAGUGCCAGACCCACAAUAAUUUUAUCCGCUUGAAUUUAUUUAAAUAUUUAAAUUUUAAUUGUGUAAUUAUUAUUUAUAAACACGUGUAUUUAGAUGUAGGUGAUUUCUCAUUGUA
Cotesia glomerata is the source of this 2425-nucleotide messenger RNA. RefSeq names its product acyl-CoA synthetase short-chain family member 3, mitochondrial. The coding region runs from base 281 to 2329 and encodes 682 amino acids. The transcript has 13 exons. The record is from RefSeq and is a predicted model, not a curated record. Lineage: Eukaryota; Metazoa; Arthropoda; Insecta; Hymenoptera; Braconidae.